This is a messenger RNA of Laccaria bicolor S238N-H82, 2049 nucleotides long. RefSeq lists its product as uncharacterized. NCBI's taxonomy places the organism in Eukaryota, Fungi, Basidiomycota, Agaricomycetes, Agaricales, Hydnangiaceae. Bases 1 to 2049 code for a protein of 682 amino acids. The record is from RefSeq and is a predicted model, not a curated record. The transcript has 12 exons.
AUGUCCUCAGUAGGGCCCAGCGACGAGUAUGUUGCUGUGGAUAAUCCAAGGGAGAAUCGAGGAUGGCUUUUUGGCUCGGAUGGACGUCUUAUUUGCGCCGAAGAUACGUCCAAGGGGUCCUGCGACAGGCGUGUUGGCCCAAAGGGGAAUCGGACGCAUUCAUCACAUACAAGAGAAGAAAAAAUGCCUACCUCUGGGUCGUUGCUGCCAGACUCCGCAAGCGGCAAACUGACGUGGGAUAUCUUGAGGGAUCUCAAGAUAAUCGUCGCUACCAGAGCCAUCAAAGACAAGGCGGCAGUGUUAAGAUCAAGGCGGAGGUGGCCUAACGAAGCAACAAUUCGUAGGGCAACGCGAAACGAAUUAUGCCCUGGGUGUUGCUCUUUUGUUUUGCUAUGUCCUGACCAUGCGGGUCUGGAGCCGAAUGGCUUUCGUUUGCGUGAGGGACACUUUGCUAUGUUUUUUGCGAAGGGCAACGCGCGAUCACGUUAUCCGACCACAACUUAUUCAAACUCAGCGUCGCGCUCCAAUUUAAGAUCAGCCGCACUCCAUUGCUUUGCUUUUCCUCACCUCCCCACCUCCUCCUUCCCCUCUUCUUCGUCUCCGACACACAACUUGAACGUUCUAAUGACCAUGUCUAUGACAAACACUUCUCUUGACGAAUUCAUCUCUACUCCCCAUCCAUUGCAGAACACGUCCUGGACAACUGGAACCAUGGGACAAGCUUAUAGCGAAACUGGAGGCACGCAGUUCACUGGAUUCCAAACUCCACCUAUCUGGCCAGGAGAUGGUCAUCGCACGGGACAAGAACACGCUCCGACCGGUGCUGGGGCAGUGACCCAGGAGAGGUACCCACUGGACCAUCCCGCGCCACUCGAGGACCAGCCAAAUUAUUGUCCCAACUAUGAGACAUCCCCGUCCCUAGAUUUGAUCUCUGUUCCUUCUUUCUCCCACUCUCCCUCCAGCUCCGCUUCGACGUUGUCGCCCCAUACUCCCAUCAUCGAUUUUUAUAUCGACAACAAACAAUGGAUAACCCCCCCGCACACCGACUUCCCCGGUUUGUUUCUCGGAGAUAGUCACCUUCAAAUCGAUGCUGCCCUUCGAGAAGAUCACGAAGAAUUCUCCAACACCUACCCUGGUGUACAGCGCGACUCGCCCUGUGGAGGAGUAGGCUUUCAGGAAGAGGCGGGAGGCUAUCGUCGGUCACAGUUGAUGCAGCCCGGACCCAACUCCCGUCAGAUUGGCUUUAGUCGUCCCACCGUUCUCGAGGCGGAUACAUUCCGCCCAUUUCUCUCCUUCACGGAAGAGGAAGUGUAUCAGCACGUGGCAUUGUUCAAGGCCUUUCGCGCACAGCAAGAGGCAUUGAACACCCAGAUGGGCACUGUCGACCCACAGAUAUUCCCUGAUGUUUCACUUAACAAGAAGCGUCGCGUCAACCCCCAGCAGUCUUAUGCCGGGACAGAAUAUCUCCGCUACUGUAUCUGUUACAGCGUCAUGAAGAAGGAUUCCUCACUGAGAGAAGCGGAAGCGGAAGCUUUCCCCAUGCCUAAUCUGCAGUCUCAGGCUUUCGUUGGGGACCACUGUCCCUCUUAUGACCCCUCAUUCGUGUCUCCUCUCAUUGAGGCUGCGCCUGACGCCGGCCCGUCUUCUAUAAAGCGGACUCGUAUAGACUUUGAAGGAGACCUGGAGGCCGUCAACCUUCCUGAGCAUACUAACGACAACACCGUUGGGCAUGAGCACCACACCAAGAACAGUAACGUUAAAUCUGAAAAAAUCUUAUGUCGGUGGAACUCCUGCCUAACACCCGUUUCAAACACCCAGGCAGCCUUAACCGCCCACUUCAAUGCCUGUCAUUCUGAGUACAUGAAUGCUGAACCAAGGAUCAAAUCUGCCACACCGUUUGGUCGUGGACCCUUGAUUCUUGUUAUCGUUAUCCCUUGUUAUCUCACUCGCUCUCCUCUUAAGAACCUAGCUUUAGCUUUAGUUAUUGCACACGUUUCGGUAUUAUCGCACAUGGACUGUACUUGUAUCAAAAACGCUCAUCCUACAUAG